This is a messenger RNA of Drosophila virilis, 3967 nucleotides long. RefSeq lists its product as uncharacterized. Gene Ontology annotation, biological process: regulation of transcription by RNA polymerase II. NCBI's taxonomy places the organism in Eukaryota, Metazoa, Arthropoda, Insecta, Diptera, Drosophilidae. Gene Ontology annotation, cellular component: nucleus. The record is from RefSeq and is a predicted model, not a curated record. Gene Ontology annotation, molecular function: DNA-binding transcription factor activity, RNA polymerase II-specific; zinc ion binding.
AAUAUCCUUUUCUGCUUUGAUUAAUUACAGCUGUGAAUACGUCAAAAAUAUGAUUAUACGGAUUCCAAAAUAAUGAGUAUUGAAAUUAUUAUUGUAAAUAACCUUAAGCCGAAACUAACUUCAGAGACACUGUUAAAGGAAACCCUUAAUAUGUGGCCGCUUCCACCAAAGAAGGAUGGAUUUUCUAGAAUGUGUGAGACACCCUCUCAAAUGAAUUUCAAUAAAAAUCUCUGAAAUUAAGUUUGACGUUGAUCGGUUGGUAAACCAAAAAGUAGAAUACAAAUGUUGGCGAUUUUUCCAGCUUUCCAAUUUUCAAAAUGCUGCUUCUUAUUCAAUUGAGCAGCCAUUCACCGCGCUUUGUCUAAUAUGCUAUUCACAGUAAACGAUGCAUUUUAUAAACAGAGUAACAGCCCUGUCUGUAUGGCUUACAGGUGCCAAGACAUAUAAACAAAUCCAAAAUAGUAUUACCAAUAACAUCUUAUAAUGUCAGUUGCAUUUAUAUGCAGGACUUGCGGCAAACAGAUUGACCGUCUCCAUGCCAAAAACCUUUUCGCAGAUAAGGGCGAUGAGAUUCUAAAGAAAAUACAAGCGCUCACUGGCAUUUGGUUAACAGAUGAGUUAGAUAUGCCAGGAAAGAUUUGCGCUUACUGCCUGUUAGACUUGGAGCAUGCCAUAGCAUUCCGAGAGCGCUGUAUAAAAACCAACACCAUGUUGAUGCGUCAAAAUUUGGAAAGGAAGCAGAUCGACAAAAAAACUAGUUGUCCAUUUGUCAAUGACAGUGAUCCGCUAUCAAAUGAUAAAAGUGGACUUAUUGAGCUCGAGGCUGGAGAAGAACUGAAUUGUGAUGCAACAGGCUCUGCAUAUGCCCAAAGGUCGCCACAGAUCCCUCCCAGAAUUUCACGCGCUUCGAUCCCAAAAGCUGUGCCAGAUAUUCAUUGUAAAAUUACAUCUCAUAUUCCAGCCCGGAAAUAUUUUUGUAGACAAUGUGGCAUGUAUUUUGAUGAUAAAUCCAAUUUGAGCCGACACCGUCAAAGGCACUUGAAUGAGACGACAUACGAAGAAAAUAUGUUUCAGACCGCCUUCGACUUGGCUGAGACUGUUUUUGAUAAUGAACAGUCUUCUUUGCCAAUUGUGCCUGCUAGCCACAACUCUUACAGAGGAUUGCAGAGCUCCAGCCAGACGCAUGAAACAAUUAAACCAUCGAAAGCGAAAAAGAGCGGAGCAAGUGGCAGCCAAGAAGAGAGUUCGCCCAACAAAAGAAUUCGAAGGUUGGGAAAUUAUUUUUGUGAUCAGUGCGGCAGGCAUUUUAAUGAUAAGGCCAACCUAAAUCGACAUCUGCAGCGACACAUGGGAGUUAAAAAAUUUGAAUGCCCGGAAUGCGGACACAAAGAUUAUACGCAGCAUUUAAUCAAUUUGCACCAACGUAUACAGCACCAGGGCGAAAAGCCGUAUGCCUGUAAAUAUUGUGGCGAACGUUUUGCGAACAGCAUGGCACGUUUACGACAUCAACGAAGCCACAUGGAGUACUUGGAAUCGAGUGCAGAGGCGCCAGCCUUUACCUGUAAGUUAUGUAACAAGUCGUUUAGAAAGAAAAGCAUCUUGGAUACUCACGCUGUCGUGCACACGGGGGAACAACCUUUCUGCUGCGAUAUAUGCAAUGUGUAUUUCAAUCGGAAGUCAAGCUUACGUGCUCAUUACCGCUCGAAGUUUCAUCAGACAAAUGCUACGCUAAAACUAGACAAGACUGGAGUUGAAUCGGAUUAAAAAAAUUGAUAAUUUUAUUAACCAAUUGCCUGUUUGUUAUUCAAUUAAUUUUCCCGCCAGUUAAUCGGUUAUCGGUAAUUUAAAAAAAUCUAUCGCAUAUCGAUUACACACUGCAGGGCUAGUAGUUGUUUGCCAACCCUGGCACUAGGUCUGCAAUGCGACGUCACAAAUAAAAAUAAAUUAUAGUAAAAUGAAGUGUGCGGUGCAAAACUGCGCCAACAAGUUCAAGUCAAGACAAAAACACUCCCAGCAAUUGAGUUUCUUUAGCUUCCCCAAAAACCCGGAAAUAUUAAAAAAAUGGGUCUCGUUUUGUCGCAAAUACAACAAAGAGAAACUUAAGGCUCCGCUGAAGAGUGUCAUUUGCAAUGAGCACUUCAAGGAGGAGGAUAUCCAAGGAGCAUUACAAUUUCAAAUGGGCCUGUGCUCAAAGAGAACGCUGAGACCAGGAGCCGUGCCUUGCAUCAACAAAAACGAUGAAAGCGCAGUUGAACGAGAGCGAUCCGAAAAGCGAAAGAACAAGAAGUUGGUCGCCGAGCUGUUGGAGGAAGCGGCUGCGCGAGAAGCAGCUGAGGCCAGCGGAGCAAUUGUCAUAGCGCCAGACUUCAUUCGAAAUACUGGCAUUGUCUCUGUGCCCGACUUUGUGAGUGCUACGGGCAACGCCUUCAUUCCAUUUACGCCGACGCCCAGUGAAAGCGAUCCUUUGGCAGAGGAAAGGGCAGAGUUUGACUUGUGCACAAAAGGUAGCGACAAUAAUGAAAGACUAACUGAUCAGAUAAGAUGUCGCACCUGCUGUAGACUCUUCGUUGUCGAUGAAAAUACUAAGGAUCUGUGCGAUGAACAAAAUGCCGUCAUGUUAUAUCAUAUCGAAGUUAUAACUGGCAUUUGGGUCCAAUGCAAGGAGGGAAUGUCACCGUACAUGUGCUCCGGAUGCGUCAAUAAUCUGCGUACAGCCAUUGAUUUUCGGGAAACAUGUAUCCGGGCAGAACUGCAGCUUACCGGGGGCGACGUGGACGAGUUUCCAGCUGUCAUUAAAGAAAACGGCAGAGAAAUAUUGAAUGCACAAGAUACAGAGCUAGUGCAGAUUUGUGAGAAUGAUGCAAAAGAUGAUUUUGUUUCGGUAUUUCCGGCGGAAGAGCAAAAUAGUCAAACGACUGUAAUUGAGCCUUUGUCCCUUGCAGCGGGACAGCAAGUGAACCUGACAAUACGUCCAUCGGCUGCAGAUCCAAAUAGCAUUGCAUUGGGUGCACAGAUUUAUGAGGAUCUUCUGAAUGAAUAUAGGGGCAAGGAUAAACUUCCCCGUCCACGACAAAGAAAGGCAACGAACCAAAGGCCAAACGCAGCAAGAAAUCGGAAACGAAAACCUCGGGAACCAAAACCGAAGCGUCCCAAACGCACAAAAGAGGAAAAAAAUCGCAUACGUCGUGAACAGAUCAGAGCCAUGCCACUAAAUCAUGUGUGCGAUCAGUGCGGCGCCUCUUUUCGAGUGAGAUGUAAUCUAACGAUACACAUGCUGCGUCAUACGCGGACGAAAAACUAUCCGUGCUCCGAGUGCCCUAAGAAAUUUUACGAUGCCUAUAUGCGAAAUAUUCACAUACGAGUGAGGCACAGAGGAGAGCUGCCAUUUGAAUGCAAUUAUUGUCGAAAAGCAUUUGGUUCAUCUAACACGCGAUAUCUGCACGAAAAAAAGGUUCAUGGAGCAUCUCCACGUAUUCACAGGAAUGUGAAUCGCUUGAACAAAAGAAUUGAAUUGUCAGAUGAGCAACAGGAGAAGCAGACGCCGAAUGAGCAGGACCAAAAGGAAAUUGUUCGGCACUUUUGUUCGUAUUGCGAUAAAAGCUAUGCGACCAAAUAUGCACUCAAUUGGCAUAACAAUCUGCACAUCGGGGCCAAGCCCUUCAAAUGCAAAUUUUGCGAUAUGAGCUUUGCAGAUCCCCAAUCGAAAAAGAAGCACGAAAUGAAGCACGAUAGUAAACGUCCGUUUGAGUGCGACAUUUGUCUGAAGGGCUUCUAUGUACGCAGCAAGCUAAAGGAACAUGAACGCAUUCACACGGGGGAACGUCCCUAUAGGUGUGACGUCUGCAACGCUUUCUUUCGAUAUAAAUUCAAUUUAUAUUCGCAUCAGUUUAGCAAAAUGCAUAAGGAAAACCUGCAAAAGCUGACAAAAAUUGAAAUCGUCGAUGAUUCAAAUUAAACUAAGAAUCUA